CUAAAUCUUUGUUUGUGCCAUGACAUCGCACACUGACAAUAACUUUUCUGUGACUGAAAUUUAAUUCAUUCAGUACUAGAAGGCAGAAGGUCUUGAAAAUCGAACUGAAAAAUGCUAUCUGAAAAUGACGGUGAUUGCCAAGAAAGGAUAAGCCGACGCGUCGAAUUUAAGACAAGCUACAGUGUUGAAAGUUUAACAUCAGGAAGUAGCGACGGAGAAUCCUUUUCACCGCGUUUGCCUCAUGUAAGGAGAAGGGACAGUCUGUUACAAAGAACAAAAUCCUUCAGUCAGAUCAUCCACGAAAUGGGCUCAAGCACAAAGAAGUUAGAAGAAGAAAUGUAUGGACUUCUACGCGAUAUGGUAAGCUUCUACUUCAAUAAAAACCUCUUUUGUUGCCAUAUUCGACCUUCUUGUACCAAAACAUAGCGUUAUGUCUUUGAUAAUCGCUGCGCUUAGAGGCGAAUCUCGCGUUAGAUUGUUACCAGAAAGAAUUUUUCUUCUCCACUUCUAUUUUCGGAAUGAUUUUGACUAGUGGUUAGUUAUGGCAUAAAGCUUCUCGAAUGUGAUGCGGCGGUAUCACACAAAGGAUGCUUUGCGUAACACUGGUGAUAAGAAGCGUUUUGUUUGACAAAAGCCCUCGUGUUUAAUUAUUACAGCAGCCAUUGUGCAAACAUCGACAACACUAACCAAUUCCAUUUCCCAUAACAUAUUAGAGUCGUAUGCAGAUUUACAAAAAAAUUCAUGCAGAUAUAUUCAAUUUAAUUUACUUUAAUUUUUUUGGAUCAGUCCAGAAUCAAAGAAAUUACGAGGAAUCUCAAUGUUUAGAUUAGUGUUCUUGUCAGAAUUAAGGUUUAAUUUCCACCUGCUUAUCACUUACAGCCCCUGGGAAUCUUCUGUUUAAGUCUUCAGCUCGCGAACACUAAGAUAUGAUUUAUUGUGUUCAACUUGUAUCAUCCUGUUUAAUGAAAGAAUGUAAGUAUGACUGGUAAAUGACGGCGAGAUUUUACUGCUUAAUAACUUUUAAAAUUUAAGUUAUUAUGAUAAGUUGUUAGUUCUAUUUAUUUUUUAAGUUGAUUGGUUUCGUCUCCCAUUUGCAAACGUUUUUCAACUCUCGACAAUUUUCACUUUGCUCAGUGCAGUGUAUAGUAAAACAAAAGAGCUUAAUGUUCUCAAGAAUAAAUGUUUUGGGCCCAACUCAGACUCCUUUUUGGCUCGAGCCGCUAUGUAUCAACCACAUCUUGUAAUUGAUUCCUGUUUAGUACUAGUAAAAGGUAGCAUACUAGGUGUUCUAAAUCUUCACUUGGUUUGUGUCACAGGAUACCCUUCGCAAUCAGAACCUCAGUACUGGCCGGCGGCUUCAACGUCUACAGAGAGUGUCGGGAGCGAUGAAAGAACAACUACAGGCCUUCAGUCCUGUGCGGUCAGCAGCGAGUCAUCGACAUCUUAAUCACACGAACAUUAUGACCAUGAAUGAAAAGAGAAAUUGUUACUCAAUAGAAAAUCUGCCCACAGAAUCAACUUGAGUCCGAAAUAAGGGAAAUUGGCUAUUGUAAACAUCAAUUUUAUGGAUCAGCUGGCUUUGUUAAAAGAAUCAGUAACACAGGAUUCCAAUAAAAACAGAUGUAGACAGUCAUCUAGUCAGUAGACUGUUUUCGUGUCCAUCUUUGAGGUAAAUUCAAUCCGAGAAAGGAGUCAUAGUUUUAUUAAGUUUUGAUAAAAGUAAAUGAGGGGACUUUCCGUGGUCUUCUAUCUGUAGUUAUUGAAUCGAGUCAAGAAGUUAUCUACUUGUAAUUGUUUAACUGGAGUAUUUACUGAUUAAAGUGAAGUGUGACUAUAGCCUGGCGAGAGAUUGUAAGAUCAUUCUCUGCGGCACCACUGUCCUGGUUAGUGUUGGUAGCAACAUUCACAUUCAAAGGGCCCGGUGGCUUCUGGGACAAUUGUUGCCCUCUGGGGUGACCGCAUGUUGUGUGGGACACCCCACUGAGCGAGAGUUUGAAGAGUGUCCUACUUGCUGUGCGUGAUAGAGAGUGUUAUGUUCUCCAGAUCAUGGCUAACCGCACGCUAAGAGUAAAAAAGCGUGACUAGCAGCACUUGAGAUGUGACGUAAGCACUUGAAUGGGUUACGCGCAUCGAAAGCUCAUUUCCCGUUUUCUAAAAUAUUCUUAUAACUCACUAACAAGAACAUUUGAGGCUACUUCAGAAAGAGGAAGCAUACAUCACGCUGUCUAGAUCUUCAAUCCCCUAUCUAUAAUACAAACGAGCCAAAAAGCUAAUCAGCACAUCGUCGGAGCCUUUGAAUUAUAGGAUGCUAAGUAAAAUCUCGUUGAUAUUGUUAGACAAUACAAGCCGCCUUGUUCACCCACUUUUAAAAAAUUCGGACAUUAAGCCUUACCAAUAUCAUUACUGACGUUUCGAACCCCUCCUAUCGCUCUGACGAAGGGCUCGAAACGUCAGCUUUUAAACUCUUUACGGCAGCCAAUUUACGAUAUCAACUCAGUUGAUAAUACUAAAUUACCCUGUUAUACUCUCUCACCGACGCAGCACCACAGUUUCUUUAAAAACUUACCCCCCCAGUAUCAUUACCGACUGUCAGCUCCAGUAAAAUCUUUAGAGAAUUUUUCAUUCAAUGAAUGUCAUAGCUUUUCACUAGUUCAUCGAAAGAAAAAAUAGAUUCAAACCUCCUUUUUCUAAAAACAAUAUAGCAUUUUGCACUCUAGAAAGUUGUUGACCUUUGUUUGCUGAACACAAAUGAAUUUCCUGUCAGAUCUGUGUUUUUUUCUUCACCCAAGCAGAAAAGCUUACAUUAGCUUCUCAAGAGAUGUCUCUUGAAGAAAAAAAAAGAGAAAGUUUAUCGGCCUGAUUAUUAUAUUUAUUUUGACUUGAGAAAGUUAUUCUCUCGCAUAAUAUUCCUAAAUUAAUUGUUAAAAGAACUAUCGAAACUGUUGAAAUUGAAAUUGAUUACAAAUCAAACAUUUCAAUCAAACGCACUUGAUAUGGUUCAGCAAGAGAGAAUCAAGUUUGAUUCUUCAGCGUUUACAUUAUUUUGUACACGCUCGCAUUCAAAACAAGCAUGGUUUGUUCUUUUUUAUGAGUAACGUACACCUUUUUCCUUCCUCUCAAGAGUUUUAGGGUGCGUCAAACCUUAUAAUUAGCAUGUGAAACUGCUGGGCAAUAACUAUAUUAGCUGAAGCAGUCUUUCAUGUUCACAGGCGUGUUAUUAAGGCUGCCCUCGGGGACAAUUUAAGUGUUAUUAAUCAUACGAUCUCGUGACACAUAACUAGUAGAUAUAUCGCCACAAACCAGGCCGUAGAUCACUCUUACGUGGCCACAGAUUCCUUGCGGAUAAUUUGGCGAUGAAGGGUGAGACUUGUUUGACAAGUUCCUUUAAACAAAUAUGUUUUGAAUAUUUCUGACUUGGUCAACAGAUAGCAGGGAAACUUCAUUUUCCUAUGGCUGAGAAUUUCAGCACUAACCUCGUAUUUGUCUUCUACAGAGUACAAUUUUGUUGAGUCAGAUGAUGACUCAGGUUUCAAAGAUGAUUCAAGCGUCGCAUUCUCAGUGGAAAGCGGCCAGUCAGGGCGAGUUGCCACUUACAAAACUAAAUCUUGGAACUGCUUCGCCACAAAAAAACAGGAAGCUAAAGUAAAACAAGAACAGGAAGAAAAUGGCACCGGGUAUGACAACCCACGAAAACAAAACUUCUUUAAAAGAGCAACCAGGAAGAUCUUUGGCAAGACCAGGCGGAUGUUUAAUAAGAAAAAUCAAGAUAACAAAAUGAAUACCACAGUGAAAACAGAAAAGAAACUGAAAGAAAAUUAUACGGAACAGGUGGCCAUCAUAAUACCGUCAGACAGCUGUGCGAGUGUGAAUGAGGAGCCAGCACCUUACCCUCAAAAUGUCAACUUCAUUCGAGCAGAGAAGAUGCGAUGCUCGAUUCGAGAAUCCCGCGGCUUGAACCCGCGGGAAGCUUUGCGGCUUCGCGAGAGACAAACUAUGCUUCGAGUUCUGUUUGAUUUUCAAGCAUGUGAUGACGAUGAUAUUUCCGUGAUGAGAGGAGAACUUGUUCAAGUACUCAACAAAGAUGAUAAGGAGUGGUGGUGGGUUGAAAAUGAACAUCGACAGAGAGGAUUUGUGCCGCGGAACUUUCUUUGGCCCUGUGGCUGUUACGGUAAGACAACAUCUUUUAUAUAGAACUAACAUAACUUAACUAAGUUUCUCCUUUUGAAGAAACAGUACAUAAAUGGCUACUUUUUUCAAGUAAUUUUCUUGUAUGAGUUGGCAUAUUUACAAAAACAUCGGUAUAAUAAAGUCAAUAUAUAUCAGCGAUGCUUAAAAGUAAAAAAUCAUCCAAAAAUGUGCCAAAACAAGGUUGUCAAAAUUGCUAACAGAUUAUUGGACACCUUUUUGUUUUCGUUCAUUCAGUAGAAGGAUAAUCCAGGUCGAGAAUUUAUUUUUCUGAGGGAAAAAAGAACAGAAUUGACUCUGUUGAUCUUUGGUUUUGUUAUCAGCAAGAGAAAUCUUUAUUGCUAAAGCUUUAUUACCUGCGACACACAUUACCCGGGAGAUGUGCUUGAGAUAGCACACCAAUGAAUAAAUGAAUACGUUGAGUCCGAUAUCACUUCGGAAUUGUUUGAAACUCGCUCAGUCGCUUAAACAAAGAAGAAUAGAGAUGAGUGGUUGGAAAUGGAAAUUAAAAUUUAUUCAGGUUCAUGGCACUUGACAUGCACUCUGUUGAUAUUUUUGAAAUGUCAUGCUUAAUGUGGGAAACUGAAAUGGAAUUAAAAUGCCACUAAGUUACAACCGAGUAUCAAUCAUUGACAUUUCUUAACGACUAUUAUUUUUACCUCAUUAGUAUCUUAUUCCCGCGUUCAAUUCCAUCAUAAGAAUGCUUUUAUAGUAUUUGCCCAUUAUGACACAUAUUUAUAUUGAGAGAUCAGUGAGAGUAUUAUCACAUCGUAAAAUACAGGCACGAACCUUGCAUUGGGGGCACUCCUCUGUGGUCGGGUGGGACAUAAAUACUUCGUAGAAAAUAUUCUUAAAGCUAACUUCAUUGAUUCAAUAUUUGAAAGUAGAUUUUAUGGUAUAUAAGAUCAUUAUAAGACAAAUUGAGGGAAAGUUAUCGCUCUCCUAAUAUAGGAAAAGUGAUAUUGCUUCUUAGAUCAUUUUCAGGAUUGAUGACGACUCUUCGCUUAUCUCACAAUGUUCUUGUAUUGUGAACGGCUAUUAACGUUAAAACGCUAAGCAUCAUUCACAAAUGUAAAAUUCGAGACACAAAGACUAAAUGUAGUGUCGUUAUUUUGAGGGAAGGGGUGGGUUUGCUUUUUGUUGAGGUAUUGGUAACUAAUAUGAAGAUGAGAUCUGGCGCAAAGUGUUACCGUGCGCCAGUGGGCACGAGGAGGGUUAAAACUUGUCAUAGCUAACUCUCUAUCUUUAGGUGCCUAUGUUAAUUUAAUUGCCUUUUAGUUAAUUAACGUUUGAUUUGUGAUAUAAAUGGUUGAACAGCUACAGAGUUUUCAAAUGCCUUUUUUUCUGCUGUAGUGUGUCAACAGUUUAUUUUGGACAGAGUGACGAAUGUGGGCCCAGUCCUCAGCGACCAGAACAUUGAACAACAACGGUUCCAAGCAGCUGAUCAAUUCAUCAGGGAGGAAUCGUUUGGCGAAAGAACACGGCUCAUUGGAAACAAAAGAUACACGAGUACAUGGUGCUGAAGACCUGGUCAUGUAAACCUGGAAAAUCUCCGCAAGAGAUUUAAAACAACACCUGAUUGAAAGUGUUGGGCUGAAAAACGCUAAUGACACAACUUUUUUCGCUUUGUUGCUGUUCUGCCGAAAACACACUCGAAUAAUUUUGAAUUUUAUUCAUGUAAUCUGUUUUAUGGAAAGUGGGUGAAUGAGUGAGAUUAAGUUAAAAGUGGGCAGCUGGCAUAAGAAGCCGUUAGUUUUUCAUCUGGUCAAAUGUUGUUUGUAAAAAGUCAUAAAAUCAUGUUUUGAGAGGUUACUUAAAUAAAUGCAAUUUUGAGACAUUAUUUCGAGAAAAGUGUGAUAGAAAUCAAUGCAAUUUUGUUUAAAUGUUAAUCUCUAUAAAGAGGGAAUUUCCCACUAUAUUUCUGAUAUUUGUCAUGUGGCCAGUCCUAAGGUAGGUUGAAAUACGAAAUUUGUCAAGUUUUGUAUUUUUGAGAGGCGUAUGUAACUGAAAGCGCCUUUCCACCAGUCUGAGUCAGGUUUUAGAAUAACGUGAAUGUACCGUUCGUCGAUAUUCUCAUAUCCUAUAAGCAGGCCCUCGUUUUUUCUUCGACUUGUCUCAAAUCUGCCCGCGCGCGGAAAAACUCGUGUAAUGAAGUGAGUUGUUACCUUAACCUACACCGUUUGAAAGCGUAACUUUUGAGGGCUAUUGCAAUAGAUAUUGAAAAAUUGGAAGGUUUUUCCUCCUCCAAAUGUAUAAGAAAUGACGGCCUAACGAUUUAAGAUUCGGGAUGAAAUAAAUAGCUUAUAAAUAGCUUCUCAUUCGGAGCACCCAUGAUACCUAUGAAGGACCGAGAUUUUGUAUAUUUUUAAGUAUCAUUAUACUGUACGUAAAUUGCUAGAUUAGUUUGUAACUUUUAUUUGUCAAAGAACCUUAUUUUAUUGUCUUGUACUGAAUUAAAAUACAGUAGGGUGAUUUUACAAUUUAUUGUGUUUAUUAUUUCACAUUUUAUUAGUUAAUUGUAGGUCCGCAUCAGCCUCAUGGCUGCCACUUUUGUAACCUGCAUCACUAAAUAAAAUGACUGAUUGAUUGAUUAAUGAAGAAAGGAUGCUAGAGCCUCUUUCUUGGUAUUUCGUGACUGUCUAUCAUGUAGCAUAAAUCGAAAAUACUGGGCGUGUUCAUGUGAUCACGUGACAUUCGCGGUUAUUGUAAUCGCUUUGCCUGCAGAUUUCUAGUUGCGUUGUAUUGAUUCGACUCAAAACCUUUUUCUCUUGGUUGACAUGUCGAAAGGACCAGCAGUUGGAAUCGAUCUUGGUACCACGUAUUCUUGUGUUGGAGUUUUUCAACAUGGGAAAGUGGAAAUUAUCGCAAAUGAUCAGGGAAAUAGAACAACACCAAGCUAUGUAGCGUUUACUGAAACGGAACGCCUGAUUGGAGAUGCUGCAAAAAAUCAAGUCGCAAUGAAUCCCUCAAACACGAUUUUUGGUGAGAAUUCAAAACAUAUCCAUUCUUUAUAAUCGAAGAGCGAUGGCUGAAUGUGUGCCCACGUUCCUUUGCAGAUGCUAAGCGAUUGAUAGGUCGACGAUUUGACGAUCCUUCGGCGCAGGCAGAUAUGAAACAUUGGCCCUUCCAGGUGAAAAGAUGUUGGCUUUUUCGGAAUUUGUUGAGUCUUGAUUGAAGUCUCAGAUUUUAAUUGAACAUCUUAUUAAAAACUGAUAUGAUUAUUGUACAAAGUGAUACCAUUCUUUCUUAACUGUCAGUCAAAAGAAACGUUACCUUUAUCUAAGUAACUUACUUUCGUUUUCUAGAUCAUUAAUGACUCUGGGAGACCUAAAAUACAAGUGGAAUAUAAAGGAGAAACUAAAACAUUCUACGCUGAGGAGGUAUUUAAGAGAUUAAUUAGUUUCAUCGAGAAAAAUAUUAUUUUCUGGAAUACGAACUCAUUAUAUCAAUAGCCCCAGCCAUGCCUGCUAGUCAUACCUCCCAAAUUUUACUUCACAACCAGUAACCGUCGAUGAAUUAUUGAUCUGCAAUGACUCAGCCAUGAUUGCAACAAUUCACUAAGAUUUUGUAACUAACAUCUGUAACAAAUUACUUAAAAUCAGAUAUUAGAUAGAUGGGUCAAGCUUCUAAAACCAUGAUAGGUUUUCCCUGCAACAUCAGAAGUUAUUGCCCCCGCAGGGUUUUUGGCCCCAAAGGGCCAAAAACCCGAGGAGGCACCUUAGGACUCCCCGUGUAAUAUAGAGGAAGACGGGAGAAGAGAGAAUGUGGGUAUUUUCAGUAGAUCAUAACCAGAAAAAAUCUCGAUUUGAUCGCUUGCACGGCCGCAAGGUAUCAACGUUUUUCCCGCAAAUGGUCAUGGGCUGCCAGUAAAAAUACACGCGCGCGAGGACUUUUAGAAUCGGCCUCUUUGACACGAGAUUUGUCCUAGUAUAGAGGAAGACUGGAGAAGAGAGAAUGUAGGCCCUCUUAAGGUAUAAUUUUGUGUCUAAUAACUAUAUAAUAAUAAAUUGUUCUUCAAUGCUGUCUAUAAAUUGUUCUCCAAUGCCACCUAUAACAUUCCAAUGUUAAAACUCACCCAAGUCCCUACAUUCUGCUUCUUCUUGAUCGUGAAGAACAAACAAAUCCUAAGUUAAACCACACAGCAAAAAAAAAAAAAAAAAAAACCCCAAGCACUUCCCAAAACUACAUUUUGUACACUUGUAGUAUUUUGAGAUCCAAAAUUACUAACACCAAAGUACUGAGCCACAAUUCCGUAACAGCAUAACAGAAAAAUUACACAACUGUAAACAACAAGCCCAACUCAAAAAAAAAAAAAGAAAAUGGUACUGUAGGGCGGGGGCAGCUCUAGUGAGAACUAUAACUAGUGUAAUAUUUUUAGGGCCAAGUAAUCCUACUCCUUGUUUUGGACGGUUACCUCCAAACUUUUUAUCAAGAUUUAUUGGGUAUUCUUUAACUACCAACAGAACCCUCCUUUUAUCAUUUGUCAAUUUCUUGUUUACAGAUUUCCUCUAUGGUGUUGACAAAAAUGAAGGAAACAGCUCAGGCAUAUCUUGGAAAAACUAUCACAGAUGCUGUGGUGACUGUGCCAGCGUAUUUCAAUGAUUCUCAGCGCCAGGCUACAAAAGACGCAGGUUGGUUUAAGUGAUACAAAUAAUGGGAGAUUUUACAAAAUAUAGUAAUGAUUUAACCUUUUAACUCUGAGUAGUGAUUUACCUGUAACUUCUCUCUAUGAUAUCCAUACAUUAUCAAGCAAACAGGUAAUUAGAAUACUUUAAAUUAUCAGGUAGAAUUUGGUAUUUUGAUUUAAUGCUAAAUUCCCAUUUAUUAAUUUAUAAAUGUGUAAUGAAGUGUGUUGUACCUAGAGGGGAGAAUGAACAAUCAGAUCUUGGCAAUUAAGCCUGAAUAACAGGUCCAAACAAAAAACUUAACUGAGGUGGCUUUUGUUGGUUAUUUUCAGGUAGAGUGUGAAGUAAUAAAGUAUAUAAAGUUAUAUGAUAUGAUGAGCACACUUGUGUUUAAUGUGUUAUCUGAACCUUGUUCUACUUUGCUCAUCCUGUGCAAGUAAAUGUGAAAUUUUAAUAUGGAAAAAUUCCAAAGUUAAUUUGGAAAAUUAUGAUGAAUGUAAUUUACAAUGAACUCACGAUGAACCUAAUUUGUGCUUUAAUGUUCUUUCUAAGGUGUGAUUGCUGGCUUAAAUGUCUUGCGUAUUAUCAAUGAGCCAACUGCUGCUGCCAUUGCAUAUGGUCUGGACAAGAAAGUUGGUUCUGAACGCAACGUCCUUAUCUUUGAUCUUGGUGGUGGUACAUUUGAUGUCUCCAUUUUGAGCAUUGAAGAUGGUAUAUUUGAAGUCAAAUCUACAGCUGGAAACACUCACCUUGGGGGUGAAGACUUCGACAACAAUGUUGUUGAUUUUUUUGUGGAUAAUUUCAGAAGAAAGUACAAGAAAGAUCUUUCGACCAAUAAACGUGCUCUGCGUCGCUUGAGGACAGCCUGUGAACGUGCCAAGAGGACCCUCUCCUCCAGCAGCCAAAGUAGUAUUGAGAUUGAUUCCUUGUAUGAGGGAAUUGAUUUUUAUACCUCACUUACUCGUGCCAAGUUUGAAGAAUUGAACAGAGAUUUAUUUGACAAAACCAAAGAGCCUGUUGAGAAAGCUCUAGGUGAUGCUGGAUUGUCCAAGAACCAGGUUCAUGAGGUUGUGUUGGUUGGAGGAUCAACUCGCAUCCCAAAGAUUCAAGAGAAGCUGCAGGAUUUUUUUGAUGGCAAAGAACUCAACAAAAGCAUCAAUCCAGAUGAAGCUGUAGCCUAUGGUGCUGCAGUUCAAGCUGCAAUUCUGAGUGGUGACAAGAGUAGUGAAGUUCAGGAUUUGUUGCUUCUGGAUGUAGCACCAUUGUCACUUGGAAUUGAGACUGCAGGAGGAGUUAUGACAGUUCUUAUCAAGCGCAACACAACCAUACCCACCAAGAAGACAGAAUCCUUCACUACCUAUUCAGACAAUCAAACCAGUGUCCUAAUCCAGGUAAGCAGUGGUGUCAGGGAAGAAAAAUCAAAGAAAAGUGUAACUGUGCUCUUAGAAUUCAGCUGUUGCCCUUAACUCAUUAAAUCCUAACAUUAGUAUCUAUAUUCUCCAAACUCUUCUCUAGACAUUUCAUUUUGUACCUGACAAGAAGAAUUUGUUUAACAGUCAAAGCUUCUUAGGUUGGAAAUCACCUCAUAUUCUGAGAUGACAUUGAGGCUUUAUAUUUGUACCUCCUUUUAGAGUGAGACAGUUCCUCUUUUAAUUAAUCAAAAGAAAUACAAACCAGAAACAAAUCAAUAAAAGAGCUCAUAGAGCAGUUGUAGUAAGUCUUAGUUCCUUGUUUCAAAUUCAGCCCAGAAAUAAAUAUCAAAAGAGCAUAAAGAGUAGUUGUAAUAAGUUUAAGUUCCCUGUUUCAAGUUCAAGGAAUUACUCAGUGUCUUUGCUAAGGGAAUGCCAUUGAUCAUGCCAUUAGUAAAGUAGUCCCACAUAUUUACAGUACACCAUAGGAAAGAACCUAACAGGGGCUGGUUUCCUUUCUGUUGUUAAAGGUCUUUGAAGGAGAGAGAGGAGUGACAUCAGGCAACAAUCUGCUUGGAAAAUUUGAGCUGUCUGGCAUUCCACCAGCCCCACGAGGAGUUCCACAGAUUGAAGUGACUUAUGACAUUGAUGCAAAUGGAAUCUUGAAUGUUUCAGCUGUUGACAAGAGCACUGGUCGUGAGAAUAAGAUCACCAUCACCAACGACAAAGGCAGAUUGUCCAAGGAUGAUAUUGAUCGCAUGGUGCGUGAAGCUGAGAAGUACAAAGCUGAAGAUGAUUUGCAACGUGACAAAGUCCAGGCCAAGAACUCACUGGAGAGUUAUGCAUACCAUAUGAAGAGCACAGUGGAAGAUGAAAAGGUGUGAACUUACUAUGAUUUUCAGUUGAGUCAGUGGUGAGAUGGAAAUUUGGCAACAUGUAUCGACAUUAAAAUUGUGUUGUUGCCAAAGGCAAUUGGUUCCAUUUCCAUCAGGUUCAAUAUGUCAUUUGACUUCUUUUGGGGUUUUCACGUUUGAUGGUUGGUGGCACACAGCUCUUGAGAUUCAUUUACCACUGCAAGUAAGGAGGGUUGUCCAUGAAAACUCAGUUAUUUAAUAGUCAAAAGACUUAUCACCAAUUUUUUUCUGGGCUUCACUCAACUGAAAAUUUACCUGAGUAAAAUUAAUGUAGUAUGCAUCAACACUUAAGUGUGUACUGAUAUACUACUUGAUCUCAAACACAUCAUUGGUCUUGUGUCAUUUAAAAAAUAUAGGCAUCUGCAGCAUGCAAGAAUUGUUUUUUUAGCUUGAUAUGUCAAGAUAGAACAAUUAUUGUUCUUAAUGUUUUCAUAACUUUCAAAAGAACAAAAAUCUUGCAUUACUUUACUUUAAGAGAAAAAACACAAUUUAUCUAAACUUGCACAGGUAUUUUGUGGUCUCAUGUCUCUUUUAUCCAAAUACUUCUGAGAAAAAAUAAAAUGUAUCAGUGCCUUGCUUACUGUAGUCUCCUUUGCAGCAGUUGUUUGGUCUUGUCACACAAUGCCCUCUAUUCCUCAUUUAUGAGAGAGCCAUUGUGUGACGAGACCAAGUAACAGUUGUUAAAGAGACUAUGCUUACAGUCCUUCCUCUAACAGAAAGAAAAUCAAUAUUAUUCAUCAACAGUUAGUCACCACAAAAAUAUAAUUCCACAUAAUUUUACUGAGAAAAGCUGACUGAAACUGUUGUAUCUCCAACAGACCCUAACCAAAGAUAUAUUGCAAUCUUGUAUAAGGGAAAACGCACUGAGCAGGAGGAAAAGAUAAUAUUUCAAAAAGGGCUCCUUGAAUGGUUGCUGCCUUUCUGGACUUUGCUCUGUGUGUGUGAAAUAAGUGACAAAAUGCAGGUUGUUUACAAGGAAUUGACAAACAAUUGGAUCAUUUUUGUUGAAAAUAUCAGUUGAAGUCUGAGAUUUUUCCUUUUUAAGUUAUUAAUGUUUUUUAUUUAUAAUUAUUUCUUCAGGUGCGAGAUAAGAUCUCUGAAGAUGACAGGAAAACAAUUGUCGACAAGUGCAAUGAAACUAUUAGCUGGCUUGAAAGCAACCCUGAUGCAAGUAAAGAUGAAUAUGAUAAGCGACAAAAAGAAUUAGAGAGCAUUUGUAAUCCAGUGAUUACAAAGUUAUACCAGGGUUCUGGAGGUGCCCCUCCUCCAGGGGCAGGAGGCUUUCCUCAGGGGGGUGGGGCUCCUACCUCUGACUCGGCUAGUUCUGGAGGACCAACCAUUGAAGAAGUUGACUGAGAAAAAUGUUGCCCCAGGAAGGAGAUUUGUUCACUGAACUUUUUGAGAUUAAAUUGAGUUAUUCAGUGUUUCCCGUAUGCUUUAAGGUAAAGAGAGCUCAGAUUGUUUGAAUUUUAAUGUGGUGAAGCUCCAAGAGUAAUGCAUGAAAAAAAGCGGAAAAAGCAUUCCUUGAAAACUAGAUCAAUCCUGUCUCAUUUGUACACAAGUUUUGAAAACACCUUGUUUUGAUCUCUGGUGGCUUAGUUAGGUAUUGUAGCUUCUCUAUUUGUUAAGGGCCAUGACUGAAAACUUUUUGGCCUCAGAGUUAAAGUGCCAUUCACUCUGAGUUAGGACUGAGUUCCUCUGCUUAGCAGGAGCAAUUUUGAUAUGGAUUUCUGAAAGUUAAUUUCACAAGUUUGUAGUGUGUAUUUUGUUAAACUGAGUAAGAGGGCGAGAGUUUGUCAGGUGUUUUGUUAGAAAAACACCUUAAGUAUUCUGACAAAUAUUAAAACAAGAUAUCCAGCAAAGAAAAGAAAUGGCUCAUUCAUAACAUGC
Pocillopora meandrina is the source of this 13023-nucleotide messenger RNA. NCBI's taxonomy places the organism in Eukaryota, Metazoa, Cnidaria, Anthozoa, Scleractinia, Pocilloporidae. The record is from the annotation of a GenBank genome assembly.